GUUAAGUACUUUUCAAGAUAUGUGAUUACCUACAUACAAAAAAAAGGCUUCAAUUUUAUAAUAUAUAUAGUCAUAUAGAUAAUAUUGAAAAGGUACUAUGAUCUAUGGGUACAUUACUAUCAUAAUCAAAUGUUAAUAGCCCCUGAUUAUAUAGGUUUACAAAUUACAAGAUAAUAUGCUGUCAUAAAUACAAUGUGAUAUUAAUGUUUUUAUUAAAUAUAAUAGGUAUUACCAAUGGUCAAUAUAACAACACUAUCACUGUCAAGAAAAAUACUAUGUUUGCUGGCUUAUUGCAGAAUUUCAUUUGAAAACCAACGUACUAUUAAAAUCUUAAAAAAAAGUAUUUAGAAUUUUGACAAAUGUAUCAUUAAAUGACAUUAAAUUAUACUAUGUACUUGUAUUUCACACUUUAUAAACCAGGCAGGUAUCUACUAGUAUAUUGUGUGGCAAGUGCGAUAAGUGAACUUUUUCAGUUGUAGACUGAAGUGUAAUGAUAUACUGUGUAUAUAAUCAAAUAUGAGAGUAUGCAAAUAUUAUCAAUUCAAUCUACCGACUACAGUAGUAAUAAUAACAAUAUAAAUAUAAAAUAUAAAAUCUUAGGCCGACAAACAGCCUCUGCUCAGAAUCGUUUUUCGUAUACUAUGAUAUUAUAUUGGAGAUGUUAUUGAUACUGUUUCAAUCUGAAAAAACGACGCUUUACAUAUUCAAAUUGAUUUCUAGUGUAACAUUAUUGACGUUCACCUUCAAUGGCGCAAAUUCCAUAAUUAUUUUUACUGAAAAAAAUCAAAUUUUUAGUUAUAACAUAAUAAAAAAUAAAAAUAUACCUAACUCAUUAAAAUAAUUACCAGACAUAAUUUUUUCAUGGGUGGUCUUUAUAAAAUUCAGUUUCUAAAUCUUUAUCAAAUUUGAAUUUAUGUAUACUACUGUCUGGUAGGGAAGUAGAUUUCAGGAAUAUUAUUGCCCGCGUAUGUCAAACAUAGCUUCAUAAGGAAAUUACUUAAUUCCGUGAUGUAAACUUCUGUUUUUUAUAAAUUGAACGAAUUUAAGUCCCUCGCUAUAUUUAUUAAUUUUAUUAUCUGUUAACCAGGUGGCAAGCGUAUUUUCUAAGUGCUAUCUGAACAUUUCAACAGAGCUCUGACCUUGUGAAUGCCGUGGCUUGACUUGUACGAUUUUCAGUUCUUUCCAUACUACCAUAACUCUUCAAUCACCUUGUUAACAAAUUCUGUACCGUUAUCACUCUAUAAGAUGCGUGGAGCUCUAAAUGUAGUAAAAAUAUCAACUGUAAUGGGACAGCCGUCGCACGACACAAAACGGUCCUUUUCGGAACCAAAAAUCACACAGCAUUCAAGAGACAUAACACCGAAGAGACUUCGAAGCGAUCUUACAACCCCUUUACCUAUCCCACGCAUUCAACAAGUAGUAUUAAGUAUAGGAAGGGCUGUGACGUUUCAAACUACACCCUUACCAUAAUUAUUGGUCCUAAGGUCAAUUUAUUUCUAUUUACCUGACUAAAAUUUUAAGUGCUGUAUAUAAUAUUAUAUUCUAAAUACAUAUUAUAUUAUUAAAAUGUGUUUAAAAAGUUUAUUAUUAUUAUUAAUACAACUAAAGGUAAUCCUCUAGGGUUGGAAUAGUUAACUUAAUAAAAUAUUAAAUAUAGCACGACCAACAUUUAAAAAUUUAUAUGGCUGUCUUAAAAAAAGAGGCUAAUAAUUUGGAACUUUUAUAUGCAAAAAGCUACUUAAAUAUGGAAGGUAAAAGGAGAAAAAAUAUGGACUUACAAUUAGACGAAAGAAUUAAAAAACAUUAAUAGAGUAUGAAAUAGAUAGUGAUUUAGUCAAAUGCUUAAAAAAUAGCUAUUAUUCAAAAAUUAGAAUAAGGUUA
Molecule: messenger RNA, 1881 nt
Organism: Myzus persicae (green peach aphid)
Lineage: Eukaryota; Metazoa; Arthropoda; Insecta; Hemiptera; Aphididae
Exons: 2
Coding region: 1147-1470 (107 amino acids)
Source: RefSeq, a predicted model, not a curated record